UGACUACAAUAAAAGAGUGGAUUCACUGCAGGCUAUACUAUCUGGAACAUCUAAUUUUCGCCAUUCUUUUGUUGCCAUGUAUUGCAUUUCUUCUGCGACCACCUAUAGAAAGCAUCUUUGCUUUAAUGCUUUCCUUGUCUUACUUGAGAAUGUGCUACUCCCUCUUAUCCCUCUUUUCAUUUUCUUUUCAGGCCAAAAAUAAAAAGAAAAAACUCCUUCCUCAAUUCGCUCAUCGAUCUCUAACUCACUAUGGACCCGCAUUUUCCGAUCAAUAUUGCGCAAUUGUACCAUUCCGAAGAGCGUCAACUUUUCUCUCGCAUGGUUUUCACACUUGGAGUGGACCCCUCGCAUUCGAUGAAGAUCAUCGCCUUCUGGUUAUGGCUGGAAGAAAACGGUCAUUCUGACAUCCUUCGCCGCAUAAACUCCUUCUCCGAUGACAUGGUGCUUACGGUUGCUUCUGUCGGACAAAGAUUUGUAGAAGCCCUCUAUCAUGAUGAGCCUCUGCCAAACCCUAACGAUCUCUCUUUCGAACCAACACCGACGAGCGUUUGUUUUCGUGAGAAAGCGUUCCGCGGGAUAGAUUAUUUCCUCAACAACGUCUGUCGUAAGCUUUUCGAUGAUCAUCAGGCCAGAGCAGAGAUGGAGUCCAACACUCGUCAACUGGAGACGCUAGCGCGCCAGAUGAGUCAUACCUAUAUAGAUGGCAAGAAUUUGGCGAGAUCUACUGCAACUAACAACAACUUAGGGCAAACCAGCAGUAGUACCUUCGGAGACAAUAGCUUCACUGUCACCAGAACUUCUAACCCUCAACAUUUUGUGCCCUAUGGGGAAGGCACUAGUGCAAGUGCUAACAGGAUCACAUCACAUAACCUUAUAAACCCUAAUUUAGUGGAAGCUGAACAUGCAAUUGAAUCCAUCUAUCCUUCUGGGGCAUUACUAGGAAACUUAGGUUUCUUGCAACCUCGAAAUAGCAACAUCGAUGUUUCGAUAUUUAGACCGUGCUUUAAUAAUGCAAUUUCUCCCUCCAACCGACAACCAAUUCCAAUUGAUCACUUGACAUUUGGGACCAACUUUUCUCCACAACAUUACAUGGCCAUCUUCAAUAGAAACUUGGACAUUCUAGCACAAGAGCUGCCGCGCGCGCGUUGCGACAUUCCACGGGAUGAGAGGACAUUAUUUCUAACUUUCUCUAAUGGCUACCCGUUUACUGAAGAUGAGCUAUACAACUUUUUCAUGAGGAAUUAUGGGGAUGUGGAGCUGGUCACUGUUGAGGAGCCAAACGAAGACAGACAUCCACUCUACGCUCAUGUCUCCUUCUACUCGCUGCAGACUGUCUUCCGGGUCCUGAACGGGAACACAAGAGUCAAAUUCUUCGAGAACGGAAAGCACUUGUGGGCCCGGCGUUACAUCCCGAGAAGAAGAUAA
Ananas comosus (pineapple) is the source of this 1425-nucleotide messenger RNA. RefSeq lists its product as uncharacterized. The coding region runs from base 250 to 1425 and encodes 391 amino acids. The transcript is spliced from 2 exons. Lineage: Eukaryota; Viridiplantae; Streptophyta; Magnoliopsida; Poales; Bromeliaceae. Gene Ontology annotation, molecular function: RNA binding. The record is from RefSeq and is a predicted model, not a curated record.